AGGGGGGACAGAGGGGGACAGGGGGCGCUCUGCUCUGCUCAGUGCAGGACGCAGGAGACAGUCGCUCUCCAAGGUGCUGAAAGUCGGAGCGCUCCCUCCUCACUCUCCCCUACUGACGAUGAAUGCGACCAAAAAUCAAAUACUGACUGGCUUGAAUCCCGUUUGGUUUAUUUUUUUUUUAAUACUCUAAACUUCUACCCUUCUGGAUUUUUAUUUUUCAUUCAACCGCUGGAUGUAUACACACACAUGUGCAACAAGACUGACUGCCGCUUUCUCAUAUUCACCUGCAUCGUUGGGAAAUAUUGAAUUGACUCCGGAUUCUCAGGGAACGCUACAGAGGAUUUUUCGAGCUGUUUUUCUCGGUCUCUGCCUCUCUCUCCGUACCGCAUGCCUUCGGACGUGAACUGUGAUAUUGUCUCAAAAAGGUGAGUCCGAUGAGGAUGUUCAUGAAGCAGACCUACUUUUACGUGGAUGUCAUUUUCUUUGCUCUGGAGAGGGGGGGACCAUACCUCCAAAACGCUGGUGUUUAAUUGCUUUUAAACCCACCAUCACGACCGAGAGGGAGGAUUAUAGUAUCUUGUGGAGUCUGGAGAAUUUACCCUGUGGAUAAAGUGAAGUUUCCAAUAGGCUAGGCGACUAUCAUUAAAUCUGCUCUAGCCCUCUAUUUGUUGGGCUCUCUGGCUUCACACUAAGUGGAUAUCAAGCAAUUUCAACGCGCCCAUUUCCUCAAGUGAUGAUGAUGAUGGUGAUGAUGAUGAUGAUGAUGAUGAUAAUGAAGCGCAGGACGGAUCCGGAGAGGAUACCGGGAGCCUAGGGAUGACAUCCACACAAUCUUGUUGAAUGUGGAUAUCGAUGCCGCGGCGAAGGAUGGGCCCUCUCCUCUCGGCCGCCUUCGUGCUCCUGCUGGCCCUGCGCGCCGUGUCUCCGGCCUCGGUGGGUAACCCCGAGGAUUACGCCGCGGACGAGGCGGAGCGGACCGCCAGUGAAAACAUCGUCUUCGAUGACUACCGGGGGAAAGGAUGCGUGGACGACAGUGGCUUCGUCUACAAACUCGGGGAGCGCUUCUACCCGGGACACUCGAACUGUCCGUGCGUGUGCACGGAGGACGGGCCUGUGUGCGACCAGCCCGAGUGCCCCAAACUGCACCCCAAGUGCACCAAAGUGGAGCACAAUGGAUGCUGCCCCGAGUGCAAGGAGGUUAAAAACUUUUGCGAGUACCGGGGGAAAACGUAUAAAAUACUGGAAGAAUUCAAGGUGUUUCACCUACAGGGUUCCCCAUCAGAUGAGGAAGGGACCAGUCCCCAGCCCAGCAUGGCUGCCGGCGUGCCUCUGCCCCCAGCACAACUGCAAUCAAGAACCAGGAGAUAUAGGCCGUCACCCUGUGAAUGGUGCCGCUGCGAACCAAAUAAUGAGGUGCACUGUGUGGUGUCCGACUGCGCCGUCCCAGAGUGUGUCAACCCUGUGUACGAGCCGGAGCAAUGCUGCCCCAUCUGUAAAAACGGUCCAAAUUGCUUUGCUGGAACAACGAUCAUCCCAGCCGGAAUUGAAGUAAAGGUGGACGAUUGCACCAUCUGCCGCUGCCACAACGGAGACUGGUGGAAACCUGCGCAGUGCUUGCGGCGGGAGUGCCUCAACGGCCAGUCGUUGUCAUAGAGAGACUCCACCGGGGAUGGUGGAAAAGCUCAGGCAAGGCCCUGCCUACUGCACCAUUUUGUAUGAUUGACAGGGCAGGAGCACAAUUCCUAAGCAACCUAAGACAGCAUAGCAUCGAAGAGAUGCUCUCACAAGCUUCACACAAAUACAAAUUUAGCCACUGAGAAGAAGACAGAACUUGUCUCAUGGCUGUUUCCACCCUCCAGUUUUAAUCGUCCUAUACAUUUUCAGAAGUUGACUUGCUCAACUUGCUGCUCUCACACGAAAAGUUUCUAAGCUCCUUGAACUCUUUCCUAACCACUGACAAUGUUGAAUUGCUCAUGUUUAUUUCUGUAUGUAUGUCAUCUGCUUGUUGUACUUGUCUGUCACAAUCACGCAGGUGUUGUAAAAUUCCAACAGCAGGAAAAACAAACCGUAAGCACACUUAACGGCGCUUUGUUCCCCCCGUCAUACGAGGAUUCACACUGGUGAAAGCACUGCAAUUGUGUGAGUUUCACAACUUCACUCUAAGAGCUUGUUUACAAGAUGUACAUCACACAUAAAUGUUUGUGUCUUCAUAAGACUUUAAGACUUUUUAUCGCUAUGGCAGGAACACGCCUCUAACACUAAGAUGAUGCUACUGUCAAUUUUAUAAAACCCCAAAACGCUGAUUUCAUUGAUCAACAUACCACAGUUCUGAGUCAUGUCUAUAUAUAGUAGCAGCAAAGGCAGGGCAAGUUGGUACUGUAGAAUUAGCUGAAGGGCAGGAAAGGCGGUAGCCAGCAACUAUGAGAAGGGUAGAUGUAAAAUUCUGCAGUACUGCAUCAAAGCAACAACUUUCGGCAGCCCCCCUUCCAGCUUAAUUGUCGUUAUUGUUUUCUCUCAGAGGUCCAUAUCCUCCAAAAUAUUCCCACUAACUAACUGCUUGAACUUGUUAUCAAAGCAAUUAGCAAGCCAAGAGCAGCCUGCUUUAAUUUCCCUUAAUCAAGGAGUAUUCUGUGAUAAAUCAUCCAGCUGGAUGCUUGGCACUGCCGCAGCCUGCAUGCUGGGCACUCUCAACAAGAACCAGCAGACAAAAGGAGGGAAUCUGCAUAUGUCUAAAUGCUUUUAAGCAGCAUUCACGUGCACAUCGUCCAUGUGAGCAUACACAAGCACACCAUUCAUCCACAAUCUCACAGCCACAGUAUGUUGAUCUGCACGGUGAAGCACUUAAAACAUAUAAGGCUUCUUAAGAUACAAAGCUGUUACAUUAUCCCACUGCUAUAGAUUAUGUAACAGAUUUUUAGUUCCUCCCCUCCCCGAUAUGUUAGAAUAGCUCAUCCAAUGUGGCGUGGCUACGGCCAGGGCUAUAACAUAGAGACAAGCUAAUGCAUUGCCUUGAUAUUUUCCCAGAGCAGAGUGGUCCUCAAGUGGUCCAGUCUGAAAGAAAAAGCACCCAACCAAGGCCCAAAACACGAUAUUUUUUGAGAUGAUAAAUACCAGUCAUUAAUUCAAAGGUGAAUUCCAAUAAGCUCAUGCCAUUCAUCACUAGAAUUUUUUCCAUUUCCAGAAAAUCCGUUCCUGUUAACCUUUUAGACCCUAUUCCUGGGUGGUGAUGGAUGGGCUGCUUAAUAGCAGCUCCCAGCACACAGAAACAUAGGAUAAAGACCGAUGACUAAAGAGGUAUAUUCCCUUAAGAGGUACUAAAACUAAUUUUUGGAAGAGUCUGCAAAGUCUGCUGCACAGUCUUAAGUUGCAGCAAAUGCGUGAUGGAGGAAUCACAGAAAGGAGAGAAUGUGGGUGGAGUUCAAUCUUAGGUGCAACAAUGGAGCUUGGGUCAUUUUCAUCAUUAAGCUACAGUGAUUUAGUGUCUUUCAAUGUGAAAAGACAGACCUCAUCUAUCUGGCUUGUGGUCUGCAGACUCAUAAAACAAAACUGACAUCUAUGGUUUAUCAAUCACAGCCGCACUGCUCCAGACAUUUUAGGUUUAAUAAAGGAGCUUCAUUCAUCUUAAUUACUUUAAAUGCCAAAUAAUUAUUCAGCCUAUACAUCUAUCCAAAAAUAUAUUGGAAUUACUUUACUGGGUAGCAACAAAGAAAGACUGAAAUGAGUAUGCCAGUUGACAGGGCUCAGAGGCAUUGCUGCCACCGCUGAUGCCUUAGUGCUACUGUUCCAGAUAAGAUUCACAAAGCAUGGCCUUUGGCUUCAUAAAGUAUGAACAGCCCAGACUGCUUUAAGUGCUACUUUGUUGGCACUCCUCUGUGCAAUGGUUUACCAUUAUGUAUUAUCCCAAAUUAGUUAUUGUUUUACCCUUCGACAUUCCAGCAGGGUGAAUUAGCAGGAGUACAAGGGAAUGGAUGAAGACAGUUUAAUCACAGCUAAAAAUAUAUGGAGUUGAAUUCACAGAUUGCUAAAAAAAUACAGUGUUUUUUCAUACAAGUAAAUCUAGAAGCAGCAAAAAUGGCAGAUAGAAGUAUCCUUAAGGAUCCUUACAAUAAUGUGACAUUGCAACUCAUUGUAGUGUUUGAUUGUUCUGAUACGGUUUCCUUCCAUGGUUCUGAGGUGCUCUGUAUUUGUUAAACUAAACUGGGGUGUCAUGGCUGCUCGUCUCCUUAAUUUGCAAGCUAUAAGCUGCCGUCAUCAACUCGGUGUAGAGGUAGGAAGGCAGUGGGUGAAGUGUUCAAACCAUCCAGACCAAGAUCAUGCUCAACCGUCCCUAUACGUAAGAGCUGAGUUUUGAUCCAAGCUGCUAGUGGGAAGCAAAAAAUAAAUAAAUAAAUAAAGACAGGGAUUAAAUCAAAUAAGGAAAUCAUAUAUUUAGAGCAGGUAGAAGAUAUUUUUUUUCAACCCAGCAAAUGAGAUGCGGUGCAUAUGUUGCUCUGCACUGUAAAUAGGUUGACAGUAGUCAUGAAAAUUCCUUUUAUAGCGCUCAUUGACAACUACACAGUAUGAGUUUGGAGCCAUGUGGAUUAACAUGCAGUAGAUUCCUAUGUGUGCAGUUUGAAAGAAUAGGCCGCAUUUAAAAACACAAUUUAAAAAAAGGCAUUUAUGUGGCACACAUCCACUAUACGCAUCUCAGAGAGAGCCUCUGCCUGGGCAAACCAGCGGAAAUUACAUUUAUCUUUUCAAAUACGUGAAGCUGCAGUUUCAAGGACAGAUCAGCAGCAGUCUGCCUUUGUUCAUUUUCUGCCAAGAAACGCAAGUCUUUCUGUCUGUCUGUGAACAUCUAUUCAAAUGACCCCAUCUGUACUCUCAUCAUUCAAACCACAGGCUUGUACAUAGGCAUUUUGUAAAGGUAUACCAUUCACCCCUUUCCAUGAGACACCGAUUUACUGUAGCUGGAAACUAUGAAAGAUUUUUUUUUCCCCUUACCUUUUUUUCAGCAACAAAACUGUUACAUAAAGUGUGCCUGAAAACCAACUAUCUGGAAUAUGAAAAGAGAAACACUGUUAUUAUACAAUCAAUUGUAUUAGUUUUUGGGGCACCAAGGGUCUGUUCAUGAGGGACUCAAAUGUGGCAUAGUAUCAUUUCUAUAAGAAAUUUGUGUUUAAUUUGUUUAAAAUUAAGAGCAUCUUUGAUUGUAUAUGACUACAUGCUCGCACAGGUUCACCCUAAGCUCUACAAGAAAUAAAGGGUCCAAAUUUUAAAAAGUUAAACAGCCCUUGGUGUUCCCCGUGUUGUUCAUAUGUAAAUAUCUUCAAACGUAUAAUGUGUAUUCUGAAAUCUGAGGUGGAGUAAAAAAAAGACAUACGAAAUAUGAAAAUGUGUAUCAUUCAUCGAGACAAAAACUAUUUUGUUUAAUAGACUUGAAAAGAAGUCUGUUAUUCGGCAAAAGUGAGUGUGGAUUAAUAUUUUAUGUUUGUCCUUUUUGUUCACUCAGGAUUAUGUGGAUGUUUCUGGACACAAGAUCACUUGAGAUGGCAUGAAAACACAUUAACAACUAAAGAAAAAUGUGAAAUUCCUAACUGCGAAAAGCACA
This is a messenger RNA of Siniperca chuatsi (mandarin fish), 5590 nucleotides long. RefSeq names its product von Willebrand factor C domain containing 2 like (gene vwc2l). The record is from RefSeq and is a predicted model, not a curated record. Gene Ontology annotation, molecular function: protein binding. The coding region runs from base 841 to 1653 and encodes 270 amino acids. NCBI's taxonomy places the organism in Eukaryota, Metazoa, Chordata, Actinopteri, Centrarchiformes, Sinipercidae. Gene Ontology annotation, biological process: negative regulation of BMP signaling pathway. The transcript is spliced from 5 exons. Gene Ontology annotation, cellular component: AMPA glutamate receptor complex.